CGCUCCAGCAGAAACCAUGGCAGAUAAUUCCUGGGCUGAAAGAGUCUCCAAUGAGACAGUCACCAAUGCCAGUUCAGAGCUCGCUUUGGAAGCAGACUUCCAGUACUCCUUGUUUACGGCCGUUUACAGCGUUGUCUUCGUGCUGGGACUGAUAGAAAAUGUCUUGGCUCUGUACUUUCUGUGCUGCAGAGCGAAGCACGUCUCCCAUUCCUGCGUGUACAUGAUGAACCUGGCAUUGGUAGACACCCUGUUUGUGUUUGUGUUGCCCUUUAAAAUCCAUUACCACCUGAAUCGGAACAAUUGGAUCUUUGGUGACAUGGCCUGUAGGAUAACGGGGACUCUCUACUACAUCAACAUCUACCUGAGCAUCGCCUUUUUCACCUGCAUUUGCAUCGAUCGAUACACUGCUGUGUUGCACCCCUUCACGUACAUCCGGAUCAAACUCAUCCAUUACCUGGUAGUGGUUGCAGUGCUGUGGGUGGUCGCUCUGAGUGUCAUAGUUUCACUUAUCCUUGGAGGUCCUCUCCACAACAGAGGCGUGAGGAACACAACAGCGUGUUUUGAGAACUUUGGUAAACAUAGCUGGACUUACCGCAUGGCACCUUACAACAUCCUGGCCUUAGUUUUUGGGUUUGUGAUCCCCUUUUCCAUCAUUCUCAUCUUCUACCCUCUCAUUGCCAAGAGGAUCUCCCAGAUCAAACACAGUGUUCGCAAGAGGAAGGCCCUGAGCACCAUCUACAUCAUCUUGGUCAUCUGUACUUUGUGCUUUCUCCCAUACCAUCUCACCCACUUGCUCCACUUUCUGAUGAGGAUCCAGGUCAUCCAGAAUGAGGUGUUUACCAACUUGGUCUACAAAAUGCGGAGGGUCACCUUAGCCCUCGUGAGCCUCAACUGUUGCCUUAACCCACUUUUGUACUACUUCACCUCUUCCAGCAAGCGUUGGCACCUAAACUUCAAGCUUAGAUUCAGGUCUAAAUCGGUGUACACUAUCUGUGACCAGAAGUUCGGGGAGUUGUCCUGGGGUUAUAAACUACACCAGAGAUGUGGGAAUAAAAAACCCGGGGAUGGAAUCAACUGAUCCACUUAAAAACCCACGCGGCUUCUGACGUCAGCAGAGUUUUGCACCCUGUGAAAGGAGAGGCUGGAGAGAAUUUAUCAUUUGUGGUUUAUCAGAGUUGAGAGGAAAACCACUGGCCUGGCUGACAAACAUGCUGAAAAGGCAGCGGUUC
Molecule: messenger RNA, 1229 nt
Organism: Cuculus canorus (common cuckoo)
Lineage: Eukaryota; Metazoa; Chordata; Aves; Cuculiformes; Cuculidae
Product: lysophosphatidic acid receptor 6-like
Exons: 2
Coding region: 17-1078 (353 amino acids)
Biological process (GO): G protein-coupled receptor signaling pathway
Cellular component (GO): membrane
Molecular function (GO): oxysterol binding; G protein-coupled receptor activity
Source: RefSeq, a predicted model, not a curated record